Molecule: messenger RNA, 585 nt
Organism: Trypanosoma cruzi
Lineage: Eukaryota; Euglenozoa; Kinetoplastea; Trypanosomatida; Trypanosomatidae
Product: amastin, putative
Exons: 1
Coding region: 1-585 (194 amino acids)
Source: RefSeq, a predicted model, not a curated record
AUGAGCAAGGUCGGUGCGAUUCUCUACGGCGUGGUGAGCUUCACCGCCCUCCUGUUAAUGCUGACUGGGACGCCGCUUGACCAGUUUCGCCCCAGGACGAAUCCAUUUUUUUUAACCGAUCCGUGCGUGACGCUGUGGGGUGGGAAGAUGCAUUGUUCCAGCACGGAAUACGUUAUUUCCGGCAAUGACGUCAUCCAUGAAUGCUAUGCAGUAUUGGAAUUAUUCAGAGUGGCAGAAGCUUCCUCCAUCGUUUCCAUUGCCCUGCUGCUUGCUGCCACCAUCCUUGGCGUGUUGUCACACAUCUACAACAAGUCUCUCAGGACCCUGACGAAUGUGUUGUUGGUGUGUAGCAUGGUGACGGUUGGGGUCGUUUGGGGACUUAUGGUUCACGUGUACAAAGAAGAAAUAAGUAACUGCAUCGCAACACCCUUCAGAACACAUUUUAAAUUCGGCCAUGGCUUUGGCCUCAUUGUGGCAUCAUGGAGCCUGACGUUUUUCGCCGUUGUGUUUCUGAAUCUGCCAUAUGGGUCACGUCUACAGCAUUCAUGUGAAGUCGGAGAUCAACAAAUGCACGUGGUUCGGUGA